Mollisia scopiformis is the source of this 917-nucleotide messenger RNA. RefSeq names its product putative glucosamine 6-phosphate acetyltransferase. Gene Ontology annotation, cellular component: Golgi apparatus; endoplasmic reticulum-Golgi intermediate compartment; endoplasmic reticulum. The coding region runs from base 69 to 782 and encodes 237 amino acids. Gene Ontology annotation, biological process: UDP-N-acetylglucosamine biosynthetic process. Gene Ontology annotation, molecular function: monosaccharide binding; glucosamine 6-phosphate N-acetyltransferase activity. NCBI's taxonomy places the organism in Eukaryota, Fungi, Ascomycota, Leotiomycetes, Helotiales, Mollisiaceae. The transcript is spliced from 3 exons. The record is from RefSeq and is a predicted model, not a curated record.
AGCUCUUCACGAAGUCUUCUGCCAUUCAAAAUAUUUAUUCUGCGACCAAACAUUGAAGGACUAUCGCAAUGGCAGAAGUUACCAACACCCCGAACGGCACUGCCGUCCCUGUACACACUUCGACCGACCUCAAGACUACACCCUCAAUCACCAUGACUGCGCCCACAGACUCAGAACCCGUCGUUAACGGCGAGCCCGCACCUACGACAAAUGGCACAACAGAGACAAAAUCGGAGCCUGCAGUAGAACAGAUUUCUGCAAGUGAAGAAGGAAUGUUCGGCCCUGAGCUCGUCUCCCCCACAAUCGCAGCAUCUCUGCCAACCACCUACACGAUUCGUGCUCUACGGAAAUCCGAUUACUCAAUUGGCUUCCUUGACGUCCUGCGAGUCCUGACCACGGUUGGCGACAUUACUGAAGAGGAAUGGAAUGGACGAUAUGACUGGAUGACCACACAAGGCAAGGGAGGUUAUUACCUGCUUGUUGUGGAGGACCAAGGACGAAUUGUAGCAACGGGAGCGCUGCUAGUGGAGAGGAAGUUCAUCCAUCACCUCGGGCUCGUUGGCCAUAUCGAAGAUAUCGCUGUCGCAAAAGAUCAACAAGGCAAGAAGCUUGGAUUGAAGCUUAUUCAAGCUCUCGAUUUCAUUGCCGAGAAGGUCGGCUGCUACAAAUGUAUCUUGGACUGCAGUGAAGCCAACGAGGGAUUCUAUGUCAAGUGUGGAUACAAGAGAGCGGGAUUGGAAAUGGCACACUAUUAUGAUGGAAGCACGAGGAGUCACUUGUAGGAUGAAUUUUUGCAGAAAGGAUAGAUUUGGCUCUUAUUGGGGUACAAUGUAUGGCGUUCAAAACGACCGAAUAUAACUGAAAGUUACAGGAAAAUUCGUCUGGGCUGUAUCAUCUAUCUAUCUUCCUCAUACCCA